Molecule: messenger RNA, 3112 nt
Organism: Uloborus diversus
Lineage: Eukaryota; Metazoa; Arthropoda; Arachnida; Araneae; Uloboridae
Gene: Smg5
Product: nonsense-mediated mRNA decay factor SMG5-like
Exons: 24
Coding region: 70-2901 (943 amino acids)
Biological process (GO): nuclear-transcribed mRNA catabolic process, nonsense-mediated decay
Cellular component (GO): telomerase holoenzyme complex
Molecular function (GO): protein binding; telomerase RNA binding; telomeric repeat DNA binding
Source: RefSeq, a predicted model, not a curated record
UAAAGGAAGUCUUUUUAAAAAAAUCAUGAAAGGUGUUUUUGAUAUCUGAAACUAUAUUUCUGCUGCGGGAUGAGAAGCUCAGUCUCUAGACAGAUUGGCCGAUUUGGCAAUGAAGCUUCUCGUCGUUUGUAUCGAGGAGCUGUUGAAGCUGCAAAAAAAUUAGAGCAGCGUUUGGAUUUGUCAACCAAUUUGGCUGAAUUGUUUUCUUCUGAAACUACAGAUCUGAGAAUGAGAUUGAAAGAAUAUUGUGAGAGGCUAAUUUUUACGGAUCCAGUUGAGUAUGGAAAGAAAGCUGAAGACCUUCUGUGGCGAAAAGUAUUUUAUGACUUUUUUAAUCGCUGCAAACAAAACAGAAAGAAAUUAUUAGAUUCAGAAUACUACAGAAGCUCACUCAUAAGUCAUCUUUUAGCUGGAAUAGGAUUUUAUCACCAUAUGCUCCUGAGGAUUCAAACUGAGUUUCAUAUUAAUCUUGAAGGGAAAGUAGAUGCUCCGUUUUUAUGGCACUUGAAAGGUGUUAAAAAGGAAAGGUGGAAAAAGUACCAACAGUCUGCAGCAAGUGAUGGAAAUGUGCGAACGUGGGCUAACCAAGCAUGUCAUCGUAUUUUAAUAUAUCUUGGUGAUUUAGAAAGGUACAUUGCUGAAUUACAUGAGCUUGAAAGUACUCAUUUAGCUGAGAGAUAUUAUCAACAAGCUUUCUGUCUGAACUGCCAGAACGGCACACCCCAUAAUCAACUUGGUUCACUUUAUAACAAUCGGUUUGACUCGGCAUAUCACUACAUGCGAUGUUUAGCUUGUCAAGAAAAGUUUGAUGGUGCAGAAGGAAAUCUAAUCAGAGUGUUUGAGAAAAAUGAAGAGAUAUUAAAACAAAUGUCUUCCUCACAGAAUAUCAGUAAUGAUUCAUCUGAUUGCUCAAAAUUUUUAUCAAGAUUUUUGAAGCUGUGCCAUAUGUUUUAUAUUUCUAGUGGUGAAAACUCUGAAAUUUAUUGCCAAGAUAUUCUUCGGGAAUUCGAUAUCAUGCUCAACUGUUCGCCAGAAAAGGAUAUCUCUGCUGAAGAACUACCUGCUCAACUGUCAGAUAACAUGGUUUUUAAGAUUGUUGUAAUGUCUUUGAUCUGUGUUGCAAAGUGCCAAGAAAAUGGAAACAGAGAUGCAUCUGUUGCCACAGCUUUUUGUUUAGCCCUCUUUUCAUAUAUAGUUCACAGAGCAGCAAAAUGUCUUUUUUCAUCAAUAUAUGAGCAAAGAUUGGAAAUGAAGCCGAAAAAUACUGGGAAUGAAAAUAUCUCGGUGAAACAUGAAACUCCUGCAAAUAAAGAACAGCUAAGUGACACGAGUGGUGAAAGUGAAAUCAGCAAGGAUUUUUCAGCAAAAAAACUAGGAAACAAGAAGAUAGGUAUAAAAAAAAUUUCUUCUAGGCAUCUACGGACACUACGCCGUCGAAGAAAAAUGAGUAGUACUAGUCAAGAAGAUUCUGAAUUAAGUGAAGGUGAUAUAACAGAAUUGCCUGAAUCUGAUGAAGAAAGUGCUUUGUUGAAUUCCGAUGUUAGUCAGACUGGCAGUUGCAGUAGUGAAAGUGCGAGUGAAAAUGAAGAUGACCUUCUCGAAGAGCAAAAUAAAUUAAAUAAUGAAGGGAAACCGAAAAAAGAUAGAAAUUUGGAUAAAAACUUCAUCCAUUCGAAUGGCUUAGCAAAAAAUGAAGGAGACUUAAAAUCAAAAGAAGCAUCUAUUUUGAAUGAAACAGAAAGCUUAGUAUCUUCACAAGUUGAUAGCUUUGAGGAAAUACAGAUAUCUGUUGAAAAGGUGAUUUUGGCCUUAAAGAAAAAUGGUCUUCUUCAAUGCCUAAAAGUUCUCUCUGAUUGGUUGAGAAUUAAUGAAGACAUAUUGUCUGCCUGUGCUGAGAGUUCUCAAUUUCUCAUAUCUCGACUCAUAGAACUUUUGAAUUUACUUUUGAAAAUUGAAGAAUAUCUUGUUUCUUCUAAAGAAUGUCUUAUACGAUUGCAACAAAAUGGAGCCUCAUGGAAGCAAGUGUAUCCUCUUCCAGAAGAUAUUGCUUUGCAAGGACUACCAUUGAUUAAAGAAAUUCAUUCACGCCUUUCAUUUGAUGUUGCCAAAAAACGAGAGCUUUCUUCCUCAUCUCAGGUUUUCCUAAGAAUUCAGUGUUUACUUUCCUUUGGGAGGUGUCUCACACGAGCUUCUGAGUCUUCUGUUGAUUUUGAUGUAGAGAAAAAGAAGUACUAUUUUAAUUUAUGCAAUAAAACUAGAGAAUCCAACAAAGACGUCACUAAUAACCAAGAAUCUAUUCGCCAUAACAUUGAAAGCCAAAGACAGCAACUUAUGCGAAGUAUGGCUCACUUGUGGCUUAAGGCUGAAGUUAAUGAUUUAGAAAAUCUUGUGGAAGGAGGUUCUGCUCCUCAACUUUCUCCAUACUUAGUUUGUGACACCAGUCUUCUUUGCUAUAAUUUGUCAGCAUUACGACAGCUUAUUAUGUCUAAAAGAUUCAUUGUUGUUGUGCCAUUAGUAGUUAUCGCCAAUCUGGAUCAGCUCAAGAAAGAAAGUAUUCAAGCCCGAGAAGCAAUACGUUGGCUGGAAUCAGAACUAAGGAAGGGUUGCAGGUACAUAAGAGCCCAAAGACAGAUGGAGAAAAUAAGUCUUGUUCCAAUGAAGUAUCCAAAAAAGAAGGAAAAAGAAGCUUGGGAUUUCUUCGAAAUAUUAGAGUGUUGUAAUUAUUUAGUGCAGCAACAAACUAAUGGCAAAGCUGAUUGCCCUCUUGUCACUUUGCUGGUAGGCUCUCAACACCAGUUGCCAGAAAAUGCAUCAGCCAUUGCUCAGUCAAUAGAUGUGAUUAUUGAAAAUCUUAAAGGAUUUUUAUUAAAAUGGAGAAGUUAUUCAAAAAAUCCUGGUUGAAGAGCAAAAAGUUGAAAAGUGGGAUUUCCAAAAAAGAAAAAUGACAGCAGUUUAAAAGAGGGAAAUGAAGUUGGAAGAGAAAUCAAUACCCUGAAAAAGAGCAAGAACAGCAUACCAAGUGCUAUUUGUGGAAUACUGCCGUUUUUCUCCCCAAAGAAAAAACUUCUUUUCGACUACUUUUAAGUUUUCAGUUGUUUAAAAAAAAAAUAAA